CCUCGUUUGGUUGUUCACCAUAACCAAACGUUAGGGUUUUCAUCAUUUCUCUCUCUCCUCUCUGUCCUAAAUCCUCAAAAGCUUCGACCACGCAGAGAGAGAGAGAGAGAGAGAGCGACGCGCGCAGCAAGGGCCGCGCAAUGUCGGACCAGACGCAGCCGCCGGUCGACCAGCUCGCCGCCGCCUCCCUCUCCGACGCCGUCCCCAAGCACGACUUCUCCGACCGGGUCCCGAUCCGCUCCAUCCUCGCCCGCCCCGACGGCGGCUCCGGUCUCGCCGGCCGGCGGGCCCGCGUCGGCGGCUGGGUCAAGACCGGCCGGAAGCAGGGGAGCGGCUCCUUCGCGUUCCUCGAGGUGAACGACGGCUCGUGCCCGAUGAACCUCCAGGUCAUCGUCGACUCGGCCGUGGCCGAUCUCGGCCUGCUCGUGCCGACCGGCACGUGCGUGGCCCUCGAGGGCGUGCUCAAGGUCCCCCCCGAGGGGACGAAGCAGAAGAUUGAGCUCCGGGUCGAGGAGGUCGUCCACGUCGGCCCCGUCGACCCGGCCAAGUACCCGCUGCCGAAGACUAAGCUCACGCUCGAGUUCCUGAGGGACGUCGUGCAUCUGAGGCCGAAGACCAACACGAUUUCUGCCGUGGCUCGGAUCCGUAAUGCGUUGGCUUAUGCGACUCACACAUUCUUCCAAAAGCAUGGUUUUCUCUAUAUACACACUCCAAUUAUCACCACUAGUGACUGCGAGGGUGCAGGUGAAAUGUUUCAAGUAACAACUCUGAUAAGUGAGGCUGAGAGGGUGGAGAAGGAGCUGAUCAAGAACCCUCCUCCAUCUGAAGCGGAAAUUGAAGCUGCUAAGCUUCUUGUAAAAGAGAAGGGAGAGGUAGUUGCACAGCUGAAAUCUGCUAAAGCUAGUAAGGCGGAUAUCACAGCAUCUGUGGCUGUGCUAACAAAGGCCAAAGAGAACCUCUCAAGGCUGGAAGAGAGAUUCAAACUAAAACCUGGUAUCCCACAAAAGGAUGGAAAGAUAGAUUAUGACCACGAUUUUUUCGCCCGUCAAGCAUUCUUGACUGUUUCUGGACAAUUACAAGUGGAGACUUAUGCAUGUGCUGUUAGUAGCGUUUACACAUUUGGUCCGACUUUCCGUGCUGAGAACUCUCAUACAUCGAGGCAUUUGGCAGAAUUUUGGAUGGUGGAGCCUGAAAUAGCUUUUGCAGAUCUGAAGGAUGACAUGAACUGUGCAGAGGCAUAUGUGAAGUUUUUAUGUAACUGGUUACUGGACAACUGCCUUGAUGAUAUGGACUUCAUGGCCAAGAAUUUUGACAAAACUUGCAUUGAUCGUCUAAGAACAGUUGCUUCAACCCCCUUUGAGCGUAUCUCUUACACUGAAGCUGUGGAGCUAUUAGUGGAGGCCGUGAAGGGUGGUAAACAAUUUGAGAAUAAGGUGGAAUGGGGCAUCGAUUUAGCAUCUGAGCAUGAAAGAUACUUGACAGAGGUGAAAUUCCAGAAGCCCGUUAUUGUGUACAAUUACCCGAAAGGAAUUAAAGCAUUCUAUAUGAGGCUCAAUGAUGACUCAAAGACAGUCGCAGCCAUGGAUGUUCUCGUACCAAAGGUAGGAGAGUUAAUUGGCGGAAGCCAAAGGGAAGAGCGCUAUGAGGUUAUUCGUGAUAGGAUACUUGAGAUGGGGCUGCCCCUGGAUCCCUACGAAUGGUAUCUUGACCUGCGGCGAUAUGGGACUGUCAAACAUUGCGGAUUUGGUUUGGGCUUUGAACGGAUGAUUCUAUUCGCUACUGGUAUCGACAACAUUAGGGAUGUCAUCCCAUUCCCAAGGUACCCGGGAAGAGCGGAUCUAUGAGGACACACGCAGGGUAGCAGACCCAUGAGCCGAUACACUCUGAUUACUGAAACUUAUUAUUUGCUUCUCUCAUUUGAGAAAAAGUAAUGCAACCUUAGCUUACGUUUUUCUACUUUUCCAAUAGUGGCUGAGUUUCUUUCUAGAUGGCAUUGCACACUGAAAUUACUGUGGAGUUGUUCUCUGCUAUGCAAACAUUUCCUCUUGGGUAUGUUUUGAUAAGUUGGUGUUUUCACACUAGUA
Molecule: messenger RNA, 2084 nt
Organism: Syzygium oleosum
Lineage: Eukaryota; Viridiplantae; Streptophyta; Magnoliopsida; Myrtales; Myrtaceae
Product: asparagine--tRNA ligase, cytoplasmic 1-like
Exons: 6
Coding region: 141-1844 (567 amino acids)
Biological process (GO): asparaginyl-tRNA aminoacylation
Cellular component (GO): mitochondrion
Molecular function (GO): nucleic acid binding; asparagine-tRNA ligase activity; ATP binding
Source: RefSeq, a predicted model, not a curated record